Messenger RNA from Nylanderia fulva, 1182 nucleotides. It is a transcript of the gene Tcs3, whose product is annotated as Probable tRNA N6-adenosine threonylcarbamoyltransferase Tcs3. Lineage: Eukaryota; Metazoa; Arthropoda; Insecta; Hymenoptera; Formicidae. Gene Ontology annotation, cellular component: cytoplasm; EKC/KEOPS complex. The record is from RefSeq and is a predicted model, not a curated record. Gene Ontology annotation, biological process: tRNA threonylcarbamoyladenosine modification.
CUCUCUCGCGAAAUGAGUGAUUCGUGGCAGAUCACGUGACUUGUAUGAAUGUACAACGUACAACGUAUGUAAAUAUUUAUUUUACUGUUUGUUUCACUUAUUUCGUUCAUUUAUACUAUAUUUAUAUCGAGCAUCGGGAACCGAAAGAUUGGAAAGAUGGUGAUUGCUAUCGGAUUCGAAGGGAGCGCGAAUAAGCUGGGGAUAGGAAUAAUUUGUGAUCAAAAAGUAUUGUCGAACGUGCGACAUACCUACGUCACGCCACCAGGAGAAGGUUUCUUACCUCGAGAAACAGCACAACAUCAUAGAAAACACAUACUAGAUGUUUUGCAAAAAUCCUUGGAUGAAGCAAAGAUUAGCGUGAAGGAUGUUGAUGUUGUCUGCUACACAAAAGGACCUGGAAUGGGAGCGCCACUGACUGUCGCUGCUUUAGUAGCUAGAACUGUUGCUCAGUUAUACAAUAAACCUAUAGUUGCAGUCAAUCAUUGUAUUGGUCAUAUAGAGAUGGGACGUUUGAUUACUGGCAGUGAAAAUCCUACUGUUUUAUAUGUUUCUGGUGGGAACACUCAAAUUAUUGCAUAUUCUCGACAAAGAUAUCGUAUUUUUGGAGAGACAAUUGACAUAGCGGUAGGAAAUUGUUUGGACAGAUUUGCCAGGCUGCUUAAACUGUCAAAUGAUCCCAGUCCUGGGUACAAUAUAGAACAGUUAGCCAAAAAGGGUGAAAAACUGGCACCGUUACCAUACGUUGUAAAAGGAAUGGAUGUAUCAUUUUCCGGUAUCUUAAGCCACAUAGAGGAACAUUGCUCCAAAUGGCUCGAUACAAAGGAAUUUACUCCUGAGGAUUUAUGUUUUUCCUUGCAAGAAACUGUGUUUGCCAUGCUCAUCGAAAUUACAGAACGCGCGAUGGCUCACGUGAGAUCGAACGAGGUGUUGAUCGUGGGUGGCGUGGGAUGCAAUGAGAGACUGCAGGAAAUGAUGAGCGUCAUGUGUAAAGAAAGGAAUGCAACUCUUUACGCGACGGAUGAGCGAUUCUGCAUAGAUAACGGCGUUAUGAUUGCAGUCGCUGGAUUGCUCCAAUACAAAUGCGAGGGCGGUACUCCUUGGACACAAACUACUUGCGUUCAGAGAUAUCGAACGGACGAUGUACAUGUCUCCUGGAGAGAAUAAAAUAAUAUUUUCAAGUAA